This is a messenger RNA of Heteronotia binoei (common prickly gecko), 1762 nucleotides long. RefSeq names its product microtubule-actin cross-linking factor 1, isoforms 6/7-like. The transcript has 11 exons. Gene Ontology annotation, cellular component: intermediate filament; cytoplasm; hemidesmosome. Gene Ontology annotation, molecular function: microtubule binding; structural molecule activity. Bases 248 to 1762 code for a protein of 504 amino acids. Lineage: Eukaryota; Metazoa; Chordata; Lepidosauria; Squamata; Gekkonidae. Gene Ontology annotation, biological process: wound healing; intermediate filament cytoskeleton organization; hemidesmosome assembly. The record is from RefSeq and is a predicted model, not a curated record.
GUGCAAAGAGGCUGAGGCAAAGGAGGGGGUGUACGGCCGGGUCCAGGAACAGCUGCGGCAUCUGCUGGCCACCAGUCCUCAGGCCCCUCGGCCCUCCAGCACCGAGCACAGCCUGAGCAUCCUGGAGCAAAAGUGGGGCAGCGUGGCCGUCCUGCUGCAGGAGAGGAAGGAGCAGCUCACAGAGGGCCUGAGGCUGACCACGGAGUUCCACGCCACCUCCCAGGAGCUGCUGAGAGGGGUGGGGGCCAUGGAGGAGGCCCUGGCGGUCCUGCCCCCACCCAGCUAUGUGCUGGAAACUGUCACCAGCCAGGUGCAAGAGCAGAAGGUGCUGCUGAAGGAGGCCCAGGGGCAGGAGGAGAAGCUGGCGGGCCUGGAGGCUGUGGCCACCCGUGUGAAGGACUUCAGCCACCAGCAGGAGGGCAGGGCCGUCCACCGCCUGGUGCUGAGUGCCAAGGAGCGUCUGGCCAGAGUGCUUCAGCGAGUCAGCCAGAGGGGCACCGUCCUGGAAGAGGCCCGCAAAUGUGCCAAGCAGUUCCAGGAAUCCUGGCAGCUGCUUCUCGACUGGCUGGAGGAGGCAGAGUCCACCCUGGAGGCGACCAGCAGCACCGCCAAGAGCCCGGAGGAGAUCAAGGCCCACCUGGCGGAGCAGAAGGAGUUCCAGAAGGGACUUCGCGCCAAGCGCCCGGUUUACGAGGCGACCCUGAGGAGAGGGCGUUUGCUCCGCGAGAAGGCCCAGCUCCCUGAGGACACGCAGGCCCUUGAAGAGAUGCUGGGGGAGCUGAAGGAGCGCUGGGAGGCCCUGGGCAGCCAGGCUGCGGAGAGGCAGCAGAAGCUGGAGGAGGCGCUGCUCUUCUCGGGCCGCUUCCCCGAUGCCCUGCAGACCCUCCUGGACUGGCUGUACCGGGCCGAGCCGCAGCUGGCCGAGGAAACGCCGGUGGCAGGUGACAGAGACCUGGUCAGGGCACUCAUGGACAAGCACAAGGUGUUCCAGAAGGAGCUGGGGCAGAGGGCCAGCUGUGUGCGGACCCUCCGGCGUUCUGUGCGUGACCUGACGUGGGGUGGCCAGGCGGGCGACUCCCAGUGGCUGCCCCACCAGAUGGAAGAGCUGGGCCACCACUGGGAGCUGGUCUGCCAGCUCUCCCUCUCCAAGCAGGCGCGCCUGGAGGCUGCCCUGCAGCAGGCAGAGGAGUUUGACCGGCUGGUGCAUUCUCUCCUGGGCCGCCUGUCGGAGGCGGAGAAGAGGAUCAAGGGAGGGGCCACCCCAGCAGAGGCGGAGGCUGUGCAGGAACGCCAGAGCCAGCUGAAGGAGGUGCGGCAGAGUCUGCAGUGCCACCAGCUGGAGCUGGACUGCGUCACGUCCCUGGGGGAGGAGAUCCUGAGCACCUGCCACCCGGACGCCGUCAUCCCCAUCAAGUCCUGGCUGACGGUCACCAAGAGCCGCUUCCAGGAGGUGGAGAGCUGGGCCCAGCGGCAGGAGGAGAGACUCCGAGGCCAGGCGGCCUCGCUGGCCGCCGAGCGGGAGGAAGUGGCCCGGCUGAUGGACUGGAUGAGGGCUGCGGAGGAGGCCCUGGGCCUGCGGGAGCAGGAGCCCCUCCCGGAGGACGCCCAGCAGCUGCAGGAGCUCGCCUCUCAGCACGCGGUGUUCAUGGACCAGCUGAGCCAGAAGCAGCCAGAUGUGGAGAAAGUCACCAAGAGCAGCAAAUGCAGACUGCCCAGCGACCCCCUGGGCCCCGCCCCCCGCAGGUUCCCUUCCCGUGAGUAG